Manihot esculenta (cassava) is the source of this 1053-nucleotide messenger RNA. RefSeq names its product peroxidase 64. NCBI's taxonomy places the organism in Eukaryota, Viridiplantae, Streptophyta, Magnoliopsida, Malpighiales, Euphorbiaceae. Gene Ontology annotation, biological process: hydrogen peroxide catabolic process; response to oxidative stress. Gene Ontology annotation, cellular component: plant-type cell wall; plasmodesma. Gene Ontology annotation, molecular function: peroxidase activity; heme binding. Bases 1 to 951 code for a protein of 316 amino acids. The record is from RefSeq and is a predicted model, not a curated record. The transcript is spliced from 4 exons.
AUGGCUCCCAUUUCCAUAUUACUCUUCAGUUCAAUUCUCUUAUUUUCAGCAUCUUCAACAGGACGUGCACUGAGCUUCAAUUACUAUGAGAAAACAUGUCCUGAUGUCGAGUUGAUUGUUACAAAUGCAGUGAAAAAUGCAAUGGUGAGAGACAAAACAGUUCCUGCAGCUCUACUUCGUAUGCAUUUCCAUGACUGUUUCAUAAGGGGCUGUGAUGCUUCUGUGCUGUUAACUUCAAAAGGCAACAACAAAGCAGAGAAGGAUGGGCCUCCUAAUGUUUCUUUGCAUGCCUUUUAUGUCAUCGACAAUGCUAAGAAGGAAGUGGAAGCUUUGUGCCCUGGCGUGGUAUCUUGCGCUGACAUCUUAGCAUUAGCUGCAAGGGAUGCUAUUGUACUUUCUGGAGGACCAACGUGGGAUGUCCCAAAAGGAAGAAAGGAUGGAAGAACAUCGAAGGCAAGCGAGACAAUACAACUGCCAGCUCCAACUUUUAACAUCUCUCAGCUGCAACAAAGUUUCUCCCAAAGAGGUCUAUCCAUGGAUGACCUAGUCGCUCUUUCAGGAGGGCAUACUCUAGGAUUUUCUCACUGUUCAUCAUUCCAAAACAGAAUCCGAAAUUUUAAUGCCACUCAUGAUAUAGACCCCACCAUGAAUCCUUCAUUUGCAGCAAGCUUAAGAAGUAUUUGCCCAAAAAGCAAUGCUAAGAACGCCGGUUCCCCUAUGGAUCCUUCUUCAACAACCUUUGAUAACACAUAUUUCAAGUCGAUCCUACAAGGGAAAACCUUGUUCUCUUCAGACCAAGCUCUGCUCACAAGUACAGGAACUAAAGAUUUGGUUUCAAAGUUUGCUAGCUCACAAGACGCUUUCUCUAAGGCAUUUGUGAAAUCCAUGAUCAAAAUGAGUAGCAUCACAGGAGGUCAGGAGGUUAGAAAGGAUUGUAGGGUGGUAAAUUAAGAAUCUCUCUGCGUGAUCAUGAAAUGAUUACUAUCUUUUGAUUGGAUGUAGAACAAGAAAUUUGUAUUGCUAAUAGCAUCCAUGGAUAAGUACUUUGUUUUA